Molecule: messenger RNA, 4875 nt
Organism: Lolium perenne
Lineage: Eukaryota; Viridiplantae; Streptophyta; Magnoliopsida; Poales; Poaceae
Product: nuclear pore complex protein NUP155
Biological process (GO): transcription-dependent tethering of RNA polymerase II gene DNA at nuclear periphery; protein import into nucleus; protein localization to nuclear inner membrane
Cellular component (GO): nuclear pore inner ring; nuclear pore
Molecular function (GO): structural constituent of nuclear pore
Source: RefSeq, a predicted model, not a curated record
CCCACUCACCCCCUCGCGCUCUGCCUCUAGGGUUUUCCCCCGCCUCCCCUACCGGCCACCUCCCCCACCUCCUCGCAGUCGCCCAGCCGCGGCGCUCCGACCAUGGCGUGGGCGGAGGACGAGGCCAUCGGCCCCGACGUGGCCUCCGCGGGCCUGCACAUCUCCGAGCGGAUCGGCCGCGACGCCGCCGCGCAGCCCGACCUGGAGGAGGCGCUCGAGGCCUCGCGCUACGCUUCCCACCCCUACUCCUCGCACCCCAAGGAGUGGCCUCCUCUGGUAGAAGUUGCUGAAACUCGGCAGCUACCUCCUAUGCUGAUUGAAAGAUAUAAUGCAGCUGCUGGUGAAGGAACAGCCCUUUGUGGAAUAUUUUCUGAAUUGCACCGGGCCUGGGCAACUGUUGACAAUUCAUUUUAUGUUUGGCGCUUUGAUAAGUGGGAUGGUCAAUGCCAAGAGCAUCAUGCGGAUGAGCAAGCAAUUUGUGCUGUCGGACUUGCUAGAGCAAAGCCUGGGAUUUUUGUUGAAGCGAUUCAAUACAUUUUAGUAUUAGCAACUCCUGUGGAGCUGAUACUUGUUGGAGUUUGCUGUUCUGCUAGUGCUGAUGGAACAGAUCCAUAUGCUGAGCUUUCGUUGCAACCUUUACCCGAGUACGUGAUUUCUACUGAUGGUGUCACAAUGACAUGCAUCACAUGUACAGACAAGGGUCAAAUUUUCCUGUCUGGACGCGAUGGGCAUAUAUAUGAAUUGCAAUACACAACUGGUUCAGGCUGGCGUAAGCGUUGCCGUAAGGUUUGCUUGACCACCGGUUUAGGCAGUCUUCUUUCCAGAUGGGUCCUGCCAAAUGCAUUUAAAUUCUCAGCUGUUGAUCCUAUUGUGGAUAUGGUCAUUGAUGAGGAGAGGAACACUAUCUAUGCGCGCACAGAAGGCAUGAAACUGCAACUUUUUGAUUUAGGAGCCAGUGGUGAUGGUCCUUUGAAAAAAAUCACUGAAGAAAAAAACCUUGUUGAUCCACGAGAUGCACCUUAUGGCGGUCGUAGGCCUAAUGCACCAAGAGCUGCACGAUCCCCGAAGCCAUCAAUAGUAUGCAUAUCACCCUUAUCGGCCAUGGAAUCAAAAUGGCUCCAUGCUGUUGCUGUUUUAUCAGAUGGAAAGAGAUUAUUCAUUUCUACAUCAGGUGGAAGUAGUUCUUCAGUUGGACUGAACACUGGUUUGCAGAGGCCAAGCUGUUUAAAAAUUGUUGCUACUAGGCCUUCCCCACCUCUAGGGGUUGGUGGUGGACUCACAUUUGGUGCUGUUUCUGCUGCUGGCAGAGCACAGCCGGAGGAUCUGGCAUUGAAAGUGGAGUCUGCUUUCUAUUCUGCUGGUGCCCUCAUAAUGUCAGAUUCAUCAGCUACAGCUAUGUCCUCCCUUCUAGCUGUGCAGAAAGAUUCUGCUGCCCAGUUAUCCCUCCCCAGUACCUUCGCAACAGCUUCUAGAAGCUCUAGGGCUCUGCGAGAAACAGUCUCUGCUUUGCCUGUCGAGGGUCGGAUGCUCUGUGCCUCCGAUGUCUUCCCACUUCCGGAUGCUGCUUUCAUCAUGCAGUCUUUGUAUGCUGAUGUGGAAUGCUUAUCAGCCUUCAGUAAACCUUCGGAGAAGACCUCAAUAAAACUGUGGGCCAAAGGCGAUCUUCCUACCCAACAUAUCUUACCUCGGAGGAGGAUUGUAGUAUUCAAUACAAUGGGUUUGAUGGAAGUAGUUUUCAACAGGCCUGUUGACAUCCUAAGGAAGUUGUUUGAUGGGAAUACCUUGAGAUCACAAAUAGAGGAGUUCUUUAACCGCUUCGGUGCUGGAGAGGCUGCAGCAAUGUGCUUGAUGCUAGCCGCGAAGUUACUUUAUGCUGAAGAUAGUCUGAUAAGCAAUGCAGUCUCUGAGAAAGCUGCUGAAGCAUUUGAGGACCCUGGACUUGUUGGAAUGCCUCAACUUAAUGGCACUACCGCUUUGUCUAACACUCGAACUCAGGCUGGAGGAUUUAGUAUGGGACAAGUUGUUCAGGAAGCAGAACCUUUGUUUUCUGGUGCAUAUGAAGGGCUUUGCUUAUGCUCAUCGAGACUGCUGUAUCCUGUGUGGGAACUCCCAAUUAUGGUUGUUCGAGGACUGAUAGGUUCCAAUGAUCAUGGGGAUGGUGUGGUUGUUUGCAGGCUCUCUACUGGUGCCAUGAAGGUUCUUGAGAGUAAGAUUCGUUCAUUGGAGACCUUUUUGAGAUCCAGAAGAAACAAGAGAAGAGGGCUUUAUGGGUAUGUUGCUGGACUGGGAGAUUCUGGUUCCAUACUGUACAAAACAGGGCCUACCAUUGGCGCUGGUGUCCGUAUCAACGGAAUGAGUCCGUACCGUAUUAGAGACGCAGACACUGCAGAUCAAGCUGCAUUGAAUAAGAAGCCACGGUCGCUUUAUACAUCAGCAGAACUAGCUGCUAUGGAGGUGAGGGCAAUCGAGUGCCUUAGGCGGUUGCUUCGAAGAUCCGGUGAAGCACUCGUUCUACUUCAACUUAUUUGUCAGCAUAAUGUUGCUCGCUUGGUUCAGACAUUAGGCAAUGAUUUGCGCAGAAAGUUAGUGCAGUUAACGUUUCAUCAAUUGGUAUGUUCCGAGGAUGGCGACCAACUCGCGAUGCGGCUUAUUUCUUCACUCAUGGAGUACUACAUUGGUCCAGAGGGCAGAGGAACUGUUGAGGAUAUCAGCACUAAACUGAGGGAGGGCUGUCCUAGCUACUUCAACGAGUCAGACUACAAGUAUUACUCGGCAGUGGAAAAUCUCGAGAAAGCAUCUAUAACAGACAACAAUGAGGAGAGAGAUGUUCUUGCUAGAGAAGCCUUCAAUCUCUUGACCAAAAUUCCAGACUCUGCUGAUUUGAGUGCUAUAUGCAAGCGGUUUGAGAACCUAAGGUUCUACGAGGCUGUAGUGAGGUUGCCGCUACAGAGAGCUCAGGCGCUUGAUUCCAAUGCCGGUGUUAUCAAUGGGCAAAUUGAUGCAAGGCAUCAUGAUAGCAUAACUGCACAGCGUGUACAAUGCUAUGAAAUAGUUAUGAAUGCUCUGCGUACCCUCAAAGGUGCUGGACGAAGUGGAAAACCUGGUCCAAUGAUUGCUCUUGAUCCAGCUUCUCGAAGCAAAUGUAUCAAACAGAUUAUUCAACUAAGUGUCCAGUGGCCGGACACAGCUUUCCACGAGCAUCUGUACAGAACACUUAUUGAGCUCGGUCUGGAUAAUGAACUUUUGGAGUAUGGAGGCUCGGAUUUGGUUGCUUUUCUUCAGAGUGCUGGCCGUAAGCAUCAAGAAGAGGUUCGAGGAGCUCCUCCUAGGUUGGACGAUUUAGGUGCACCUAUUUCUACUACCCAGACAAAGUAUCUUGAGCUCCUAGCCAGGUACUAUGUUCUCAAGGGGGAGCAUAUUGCUGCUGCCAGGAUGCUAUUGAUAUUGGCAGAAAGGCAGUGCUCCAAUGCUGAAGAAGCUCCUGCUCUUGACCAGAGGUAUCAAUAUCUGAGCAAUGCAGUGCUACAGGCCAAAAGUGCAGGCAUUACUGCUGAUUCGUCGAGAAAUCCUAUCGAUAGUAGUACAGUGGAUCUACUUGAAGGCAAACUUGCAGUGCUUCAGUUCCAAAUGCAAAUCAAACAAGAAUUGGAGUCUAUGGCUUUGCGGCUUGAAAGUGUUCCAAGCAGUUCUGAAUCACCUAGUGACCCCUUUCCUCGUGAUAAUAUUGUAGCUGACUUAGAGUCUGCCAAGGAUGCAAAGGACAAGGCGAAAGAGCUUUCACUGAAUCUUAAGAGUAUUACACAACUAUACAAUGACUACGCAGUUCCAUUUAAUCUGUGGGAGGUUUGCCUGGAAAUGCUCAACUUUGCAAAUUACUCUGGAGACGCUGAUAGCAAGAUUGCUCGGGAAAUUUGGGCCAGACUCCUUGACCAGACACUUACAAGAGGUGGUGUAGCAGAGGCAUGUUCUGUGGUGAAGAGAGUUGGCUCCAAACUUGAUCCUGCAGAUGGAGCUUGUUUACCUUUGGAUAUAAUAUGCCUUCAUCUUGAGAAGGCCGCCUUGGAUAGGUUAAGUUCAGGAGAAGAAUUAAUUGGUGAUGAGGAUGUUGCAAGAGCUCUUCUCGGAGCUUGUAAAGGUGUAGCUGAACCUGUGCUUGCUGUGUAUGAUCAGCUGUUAUCGAAUGGCGCAAUUGUGCCCUCACUUAAUCUGAAGCUGCGCCUUCUGAGAUCAGUUCUUGUAAUCCUUCGUGAAUGGGGAAUGUCAGUCAUUGCACAUAAGCUAGGCACAACAACUGCUGGGGCUUCGUUCUUUUUGGACGGAACAUUUUCGCUGAAUCAAACAGGAUCUUCCAAGCAAGGUGUUCGAGAUAAAAUAAUUAGUUUGGCCAACAGGUAUAUGACUGAGGUGAGGCGGUUAAACCUUCCACAGAACCAAACAGAUAAUGUCUACCGAGGUUUCCGUGACCUAGAGGAGAAAUUGUUGUCCCCUUAUUAGGCAUUCUUUAUUUGUCUUUUUGAUAUUGUAAAGCGUGGGAUGCACAUUUGUUGUUGUACCAAGUAUGGGAAUAAAGCUAGGACAUCUUAAUUCUACUGGACAUGAUCUCAUACGAUAUCAUCCAUAUAGUGGAUUUUUGUGCAAGAACCCAAGGCUACCAAAGCGGCUCACAAAUCAGAUUGUUCGGACAUGCAACCAUCCUUUUUAUCUUGAAGAAGUUUGCUUGGAUCUGCAGAAAUGUUUGCCUCGAUUAGGUAAACAGCAGCAGGCUGAUCUUGCGCAACGCCAACUUUGCCUCCUGUUGUUUCAAUUUGUUGUGUUAUGUGUACCAUCAGGCUGUACAGUUCGUAAAUGAUUUUCUUCAAGUUGUUUGUCUCUGUA